Mastomys coucha (southern multimammate mouse) is the source of this 8006-nucleotide messenger RNA. RefSeq names its product cell adhesion molecule L1 like (gene Chl1). Gene Ontology annotation, biological process: cell-cell adhesion; brain development. Lineage: Eukaryota; Metazoa; Chordata; Mammalia; Rodentia; Muridae. The coding region runs from base 724 to 4401 and encodes 1225 amino acids. Gene Ontology annotation, molecular function: cell-cell adhesion mediator activity. The record is from RefSeq and is a predicted model, not a curated record. The transcript is spliced from 29 exons.
GGUUUCUUUUCGGUUUCUCUGUGGCAAGGCGAACCCGGCAGCGAUCCUGCCUCUUUUGGCUUAGAGAUGUUAAAGAUGACAAGCAAAGUUUUCUCUUUGUCCCUUGCUUUUCAUAAAACCAAAGUCUUAAGCCUGUAGCUGCCUCUUGUCCCAAGGGAGAGUGUGUAAAAGGGAGGGAAAAGAAGCCGUGUGGGUGAGGGGUGGCAGAGCAGAUCCGGGGGACAGCGGAGAAGAGGCGCGAGCCAGUCGUCUCCGGCAGGAGGGCGUGGAUACCGGUGCAAGCUCGAACAGGUCCAGCCUUCUGGAGACCUGUGCCAACAGCAGGAGGGGGCAGACGGGAUCUCUGUGGGCAGACCAGGGUGUGGAUCAGCGGGGAGCGCCCAACUAGAAACUCCCCUGGAUCCUCCCGGAGGCGCUGGACCUCGUUGGUCCCCUUUGCCCCAGUGAUCCAGCUUUAGGAGAAGUUUUCCCAAGAGAAGGUACCAGACAGAUCGGAUGUCAGAGGCGGCUCAGGUCAGUGGAUGAAGUAAAGAAGCUUCGAGGACCCUUGCACCUUCACGCUGCCAACCUUCGUCGGUGUUAUAAACUACAGACAAUGGUUCUACCUUGAUAAUCCAGGCAGACCACAGUGGAUCAAAAAUUACUGGUUUCUCUCAUUUCCUCAGUGAACAGACAGUAUUAGAGAACUUUCUGAGUCUUUGCACGUUGCCUCCUUGCUGAGGAAUGAUGGGGUUGCCAUUACAUGGAAGAGGACUGAUCCUGGGUCUAAUUUUCCUCCUGUUAAAAUUGUCAGCAGCUGAAAUACCACUCUCAGUUCAACAGGUUCCAACAAUUGUAAAGCAGUCAUAUGUGCAAGUGGCCUUUCCCUUCGAUGAGUAUUUUCAAAUUGAAUGUGAAGCGAAAGGAAACCCUAAACCAAUAUUUUCGUGGACUAAGGAUGAUAAGCCUUUUGAUCUUUCUGACCCACGGAUAAUUGCAUCUAACAAUUCAGGCACGUUCAAGAUCCCAAAUGAGGGCCACAUCUCUCAUUUUCAAGGCAAAUACCGCUGUUUUGCAUCUAAUAGACUAGGAACCGCAGUAUCAGAAGAAAUAGAGUUCAUAGUUCCAGGUGUUCCAAAGUUCCCAAAAGAAAAAAUUGAACCCAUUGAUGUAGAAGAAGGGGAUUCCAUAGUCUUACCCUGCAACCCUCCCAAAGGUCUCCCACCUUUGCACAUCUAUUGGAUGAAUAUUGAAUUAGAACACAUUGAACAAGAUGAAAGAGUGUACAUGAGCCAAAAAGGAGAUCUGUACUUUGCAAAUGUGGAAGAAAAAGAUAGUCGGAAUGAUUACUGCUGCUUUGCUGCAUUUCCAAAAUUAAGAACGAUUGUACAAAAAAUGCCAAUGAAACUAACUGUGAACAGUUUAAAGCAUGCUAAUGAUUCAAGUUCAUCCACAGAAAUUAGUUCCCAUGCAAAUUCCAUCAAGCAAAGGAAACCCAAACUUCUGUUGCCUCCUGCUCAAAUGGGAAGUUCAUCCACCAAGACUGUACUCAAAGGGGAUACCCUGUUGCUCGAGUGUUUUGCGGAGGGCCUACCAACUCCACAGGUCGAGUGGAGCAAACUUGGUAGUGAAUUACCAGAGGGAAGGGCAACAAUUGAAACUCAUGAAAAGACACUGAAGAUAGAAAACAUCUCCGACCAGGACAGAGGAAAUUAUCGCUGUACAGCCCACAAUUUGUUUGGGAAAGCCAGUCAUGAUUUUCAAGUCACAGUAGAAGAGCCUCCACGCUGGAAAAAGAAACCUCAGAGUGCUGUGUACAGUACAGGGAGCAAUGGCAUCUUGUUGUGUGAAGCAGAAGGAGAACCUCAACCCACAAUCAAAUGGAGAGUCAAUGGCUUGCCGAUUGAAAAUCAUCCAUUUCCUGGUGACGUUAUGUUCCCCAGGGAAAUCAGUUUUACAAACUUACAGCCAAAUCAUACUGCUGUAUAUCAGUGCGAAGCCUCAAAUAUUCACGGAACCAUUCUGGCCAAUGCCAAUAUUGAUGUUGUAGAUGCUGUCCCACUGAUAAAAACUAAGAAUGAAGAAAAUUAUGCAACAGUAGUUGGGUACAAUGCUUUCUUACACUGCGAGUAUUUUGCUUCACCCAAGGCUACAGCGGUCUGGGAAGUGGCUGAUGAAACACAUCCCCUUGAAGGUGAUCACUACCAUACCCAUGAAAAUGGCACACUGGAGAUCUACAGAACUACUGAGGAGGAUGCAGGGUCAUACUCUUGUUGGGUGGACAAUACCAUGGGAAAAGCCGUCAUCACAGCCAACUUGGAUAUUAGAAAUGCUACAAAGCUCAGAGUUUCUCCUAAGAAUCCUCGAAUCCCUAAAUCACAUGUGCUUGAACUAUAUUGCGAAAGCCAGUGUGACUCACAUUUGAAACACAGUUUGAAGUUGUCUUGGAGUAAAGAUGGAAAGGCUUUUGAGAUGAAUGGAACAGAAGAUGGAAGAAUAGUGAUUGACGGAGCCAAUCUGACCAUAUCUAACAUCACAGUAGAAGAUCAGGGUAUUUAUUCCUGUUCUGCUCAAACUUCUCUUGAUAGUACUUCAGAGAAAACUCAAGUAACCAUCCUUGAUGUUCCAGAUCCUCCAGAAAACCUUCACUUGUCAGAAAGACAAAACAGGAGUGUCCGGCUGUCCUGGGAAGCGGGAGAUGACCACAACAGCAAAAUCAGCGAGUACAUUGUAGAAUUUGAAGGAAACAGAGAGGAACCCGGAAAGUGGGAGGAGCUAACUAGAGUCCAGGGAGAAGAAACAGAUGUUGUGUUAUCUUUGGCUCCGUAUGUGAGAUAUCAGUUUAGGGUCACGGCUGUAAACGAAGUCGGAAGAAGCUAUCCUAGUCUGCCUUCAGACCAUCAUGAAACUCCACCAGCAGCUCCAGACAAAAAUCCACAGAACAUUAGAGUUCAAGCGUCUCAACCCAAGGAAAUGAUUAUAAAAUGGGAGCCUUUGAAAUCUAUGGAACAGAAUGGGCCAGGACUGGAAUACAGAGUGAGCUGGAAGCCCCAGGGAGCCCCUGAAGAGUGGGAAGAAGAAACAGUUACAAACCAUACACUACGUGUGAUGACACCUACUGUCUAUGCUCCUUAUGAUGUCCAGGUCCAAGCCAUCAAUCAAAUAGGCUCUGGGCCUGACCCUCAGCCAGUGACACUCUAUUCAGGGGAAGACUAUCCUAGUACAGCUCCUGUAAUACAUCGUGUGGAUGUAAUGAACAGUACAUUAGUUAAAGUUACCUGGUCAUCAAUUCCUAAGGAAACAGUACACGGACUUCUAAGAGGGUACCAGAUAAACUGGUGGAAAACAAAAAGCCUGUUGGAUGGAAGGACGCAUCCCAAAGAAGUGAACAUUCUAAGGUUUUCAGGACAGCGAAACUCUGGAAUGGUUCCUUCCCUAGAUGCCUUUAGUGAAUUUCACUUAACAGUCUUAGCUUAUAAUUCCAAAGGAGCUGGGCCAGAGAGUGAGCCUUAUAUAUUUCAGACACCAGAAGGAGUACCUGAACAACCAAGUUUUCUCAAGGUCAUCAAAGUUGAUAAAGACACUGCCACCUUAUCCUGGGGUCUUCCUAAGAAGCUAAAUGGAAAUCUAACUGGUUAUCUCUUACAAUACCAGAUAAUAAAUGACACCAACGAGCUUGGAGAAUUAAAUGAAGUCAACAUUACUAUUCCAUCUAAAUCCAGCUGGCAUCUCUCCGACCUCAACGCAACAACGAAAUACAAAUUCUACUUGAGGGCAUGCACCUCAAGAGGCUGUGGGAAGCCAAUAAGUGAGGAAGGUGCCACACUAGGAGAGGGGAGUAAAGGUAUCAGGAAGAUAACAGAAGGAGUAAAUCUUACCCAAAAGCUUCACCCUGUAGAGGUACUUGUGCCGGGAGCGGAACAUAUUGUUCACCUAAUGACUAAGAAUUGGGGUGAUAACGAUAGCAUUUUUCAAGAUGUAAUAGAGACAAGAGGGAGAGAGUAUGCUGGCUUAUACGAUGACAUCUCCACUCAAGGCUGGUUUAUUGGACUGAUGUGUGCAAUUGCUCUUCUUACACUGAUAUUGUUAACUAUUUGCUUCGUGAAGAGGAACAGAGGUGGCAAGUAUUCAGUAAAAGAAAAGGAAGAUUUACACCCAGAUCCAGAAGUUCAGUCAGCAAAAGAUGAAACUUUUGGUGAAUACAGCGACAGUGAUGAAAAACCUCUCAAGGGAAGUCUUCGGUCCCUGAAUAGGAACAUGCAGCCCACAGAGAGUGCUGACAGUUUAGUGGAAUAUGGAGAGGGAGACCAGUCCAUAUUCAACGAAGACGGGUCGUUUAUUGGCGCCUACACCGGAGCUAAGGAGAAGGGAUCUGUUGAAAGCAAUGGAAGUUCAACGGCCACCUUCCCACUCCGGGCAUAAACACAGCACAUUCACGCACCAAGGCUGGCUAAGCCAGACCUCCCCAGUCUCUUACGGGGAGCAAGGCCCUUCGCACAGGAGCGGAAACACGUGUCCAGAGAUUGAUAUUCUGCAAUUUUGCUGAGGAAAAAUAGCACUGCCUUCAAAAAGGAAAAGGAAAAAAAAUCAGAUGCCAAGUACUUCAGGCUUGUGUUUCAUUCUGGGAUUUGAUUUCAGGUGCUCAAAAUGCAGAACAUGAAACAAAUCCUGUACUUAGAUCCACUUUGAAUCCAAAGUUUCCAUUUCAGAUACUCCACAUCUGCCUGGUUCUCCUGUUCAGUGUGUGUGCAUUGAUGUUGCUAACUGUAUGGGUUUCUCUCUGGAUGCACAAUUAUACUUAAUUUUGAAGAACUGUUUUAGUGACUUCAACUCGCUACAGGUUAAAAGUUUGUAAGCAAGCAAGCUGGUUAUUUAAAAUGUAAAAAGGAACAUGAAUGUCUUAUUAAACAUCCCGUGGAAUCUAUACAGUUUAAAGUUAUUAUUUAAAAUUUAAGUAGCAAAAGUGUUAGAUGAUCAUACCACUCCUAUUUAUUGAGCUCCUAACUUUGUGCCCAGAGACUGCCAUUAUUACACAGAUUACAAUGUUUUCAAUUUCUGGAUGAUUUUCUUUAAUUUCUGUCACUCAUGGUAACUCUGUAUGUAUGUAUCUUUCUUUCUUUCUUUUCUUCUUUCUUUCAACUGGGACUGACUGGAGAUGUAAGGGGAGUGAUGGUCAGAAGUUAUUUUAAAAACAGAAAGAUGUAGAUGUCUCGAUUUUAUAUCUUCAUUUGUAAGUUUAGGGCUUUCAGCCUUUAUGUUUAUAUACUGGGACCCUUGGGUGUAUUUCAUGAAUGCAUUGUACAUAUUAUGUUAAUAUUUACACAGUUUAAAACAUAGUGUUUUAUUUUAAAGUAAGAAAAAAGAACAUUAAUAGGCAUGAUUGUACAGCUAGAAUAUAUAUAGUAAGAUACCAUUCUUAUCCUUCUGGGGCUAGACACAAUAACAUAAGAUUCCAAAUUCAAGACUAUAUGAAAAUUUGGAUUUUGCCCUUAUAUUUCUCUUCCUCAUGUGGUUUCAAAAUAAAACAUUAUAUAAUCAUAGGGGGAAAUGCAUUGAUAUUUUUCAAAAUAAGCUUUGGAAUGGAUUCCUACCCCAGAAUUCCAAAAAGAAAAUUAUCUACAGUAGAAAUUCUUAUACACCUGUUAGUUUAUAUCAUAUUGUAAAUGUAUUAGUAGUGGUAUGAUCUUUUUUAAAUGUUUUUCUUCUAUCAAAGACAGUACAGAUUCAGGGACUUUAAUUUUUGGCAUGCGAGCUACCAGUCCAUCUAAAAUGGUACAUAAGGCUUAGAGUGUUAUAGAAAUCCCUUGAAAGACUCUGCAUACAUAUAAAUAAAUAUUAAAUAGUAUUAUUUUCUUUCACAUUUAAUGGGAAUUUUUGGCCUCACCAUGAAAUUAUUGUUAAGUGAUAUUGGUUCACAGAUUUAACUUUAGUUUGUAUAAUCACUGACCAUAUUAUUCAUUUUUCAUGUUCAAUUGGUAUGAUGCAAUAUGUUGCUUGGGGAUUAAAAUUGUGGACAUGUAAAAGAGGCAAUGCCAUAAUAAACAUGAAACAUAUUUUUUAACCAUAUGCACCCUCUAGAAUGCAUAGGCAGGAAAAGCUUGUCUUUGUAUUUGUUUUUAAUUUUUGUUUUUGUCUUUUGGGUUUUGUUUUGUUUGUUUUGUUUUGUAUUUUGUUUUUUGAAAACCCAUGGAUCUCAGAAUUAAAUUACUCUCCUGGAAGUGCCAAAUGAAAGCAUAUGUGAGUGUAAGAAUCCACAAGUCCAGCAGUGAAAAAAGAUCUCUGGCCCUUUCUGAUAAGGAGGGCACAGAUUUCUGGAAGAUCCAUCAUUGUGUGCUAUUUUUAUGGGAGGACCUGUAGUGCUGAGCCCCAGAGAAAAUAAAGGAUGUGACUGACAGUAACUAUAUUAUUAUCCUGCCUCCUUUUUGUCAUCAAAAUGUGGCUGGGAAAGGAUCAUAUAAGUUGAAAAUAACAUCCAAAAGUUAAGAAUGGAUUUAUUAGAAAUUUAAUAGCCUUUGAAUCAGAAGUUGACACAAAAUACUUAUAUUUUUGUUUGAAAUGGAUCUCAUCAUUCUUUCUUUAGCUGGUGGAACGGGAGAUUGGCUUAUAACACUUUUUGCUAGCCUCUGUGAACUUUUACAUACUAUUUGGUUUCGUUCUGUUGUAACUCUUCAGCAAAGCAGACCAAGCAAGGUCCAUGGACUUUAUUUAUUUUAAUUAUAGAAUUAUAUUAUUCAAAAUGUUCAAAUGAAAACAAAUGCAAUUGGUUAAAGUGGAUUUUAUUCUUUUACUGUCUCAGACAGUGGAUGGCAGACUAUAUGGCAUGCAGUGAUGACUACAAUGGGCAGUAAUGGUUUGGGAGAUGCCCACUGAGUCAUAAGGCAGCUACUAGUAUGUACAACUUUGUUCUUAAUUGAUUUUCCAGUAACAUUCUGUAGUCUACUGACAAUAUGAUUUUAAUCUAAGUGAUUGUAUAUAACCUGAAGGAUUGUCAAGGGGGAUAACUUCAGAGGGAGUUGUUUGAGGGUCAAGAAAAUCUGUGUUCUCUUCCAGGUUCCAUGUAGAAACCUUAGGCACGAUGCUGAACUACUUCCUUUCAAACUGUGCUACAAAGUGCUAAUGAUUGCUAUCACAGGGUGUUCUUUUGUACAAAAAAAAAUUUACAAGUGAUAAAAUCUAAGAUGCCUUUUAACCUCAUCACCAAACCCGUAACCAAAUUAUGUAUCAAAAAGUCACCCCACAUACACCAACUCAACUUUUUCCCCUCUAAGCACAUAAAUAUAUUUUUAUAGAAAACAGAUCUACAGAAAAUAAAUGAAAUCUGCUGUUAGGAGAGGAGUACAAUUUGCACAUGCCAUUGAAAAUUAUUAAUCAGAAGAAAAUUAAGCAGGGUCUUUGCUAUACGAAAGUGUUUUCCACUACUUCUGCAUGCAUAUUUGUAAGAUGUGAACUCAGUGGUUUAUUCUCUUGGUAUAAAGGCAUCUGAUAUUUUAGAUGUACCCAUGUUUAUAAGAAGAAAAUGUAGAGCACAAUGGACUUAUGCUAUUUUAUACUCAUGGAAGAGAUAGAGGACAAUAGGAGAGAUGUCGGCUGCUUUUCUAAGUAUUUAAAACAUAUUUGCCAAUCGAAACCCUAAAUAUGUUUACAUGCCAUGAAGGCGUAACUCUUGUAACAACUUUAAAUUGAUUAUAAUAGGACUGGUUUGUGGUCUGUGAUAGUAGAUGUACCCUAGAGUUCCUACAGUAACACUAUAGUAUAGUAUAGAUAAGUAGGGUUGAGCCAAAGCUUACUUUUGUUUUAUAUCUUAAACUGACUGCAUCGUCAAAAAGACAAAAGGUAUGGAGAGCAGGUUCACCAGAUUAGCUUUUCUGUUUUCUCUGAGAUUAAUGUUCACAGUAGAUCUUUAUCGAAAUGUGUUUGUGUUGUAGAUGGUGUUUGUAUUAUGCUUAUGGCUGUGUAUGGUUCAAAACUAUUUUCAUUACACAUGGAAUUCAGCUUCCAAAUAAAAAUUUGACUUCGUGUACUGUAAA